AUGAUUGUCUUUGCUGGCUGGGCAGAUCCAAAUAUUGCGCCUAAAGGGACACUCAAGCACGUUGAAGCUCACGCCGAGGGUACCCUCGGAAAAGGGCACACGAUCGCAGAGAACGAUUUCGUGAAGCUGGUCAUGAUACCCGGAGGGGGGCAUUGCGGUUCAAACAUCGCCAAAUACCCUUCCGUCCCCACAAAGUAUGACUUCUCUCCUGCCAUUGCCGGAUGGGUAGAAACAGGAUCGGCUCCAUUAAAAGGCAUUCGAAGCUGGGAUCCUAUAGACGGAAACCUGAGGUCUCGAAGGCUCUGCACUUGGCCGAGGUUGCUAAGUACGAUGGGAAAGGGGACGUGGACGAUUGGAAGAGCUACUUCUCUGCACCGAAUGACAAAGCUCUUCAAAGUCUAA
Messenger RNA from Fusarium subglutinans, 402 nucleotides. Its product is annotated as tannase and feruloyl esterase. The record is from RefSeq and is a predicted model, not a curated record. NCBI's taxonomy places the organism in Eukaryota, Fungi, Ascomycota, Sordariomycetes, Hypocreales, Nectriaceae. The coding region runs from base 1 to 402 and encodes 133 amino acids. The transcript has a single exon.